AUGGGAGAAGUGAACGUAACGUUUAAGGAACCAGUACACAUGAUUUUUGACUGGAUCAAACACGAGCCGUAUUUUCGAUGGCCGAACAAGAUGGGAGGGGACCCAUCUAGAAGGAAUCAGAGUCUGUACUGCACUUAUCAUCGAGAUAAGGGUCACACCACCGAACAGUGCUGGGUAUUAAAGGACCACCUCGGGCAGCUAGUCAAGGCCGGGCACUUAAAGGAUUUUGUGCUAGACUUGGGGGAUAGAGUCGUAGAGCAAGAUACCCGGCCAAGGGGAAACCCUCUCCCACCCCUUGUGGGGGUAAUUGAAGUAAUCCAUGUUGCGCUGGAGAAGCUCAUUGUAGGAAGGAGGAAAGGAGUGUUGAUAAUGGUACCGGUAGAAGGUAACCCGGGUCUACAUUCGCCGGGUAAGAGGAUGAAGUUUGCACGGGAGCCCGUCUCGUUUGAUGAUGACGAUUUAGAGGAGAUGAUUUAG
Molecule: messenger RNA, 477 nt
Organism: Quercus lobata
Lineage: Eukaryota; Viridiplantae; Streptophyta; Magnoliopsida; Fagales; Fagaceae
Exons: 1
Coding region: 1-477 (158 amino acids)
Source: RefSeq, a predicted model, not a curated record